UAACAAGAUCGUGCCCCUGUAGUGUGGCACGCGCGACCAUUUUUAUCGCGCAAGAAACUGUUUCGCUUUUUAUUAUGACGGAAAAAGGGACAGCUAUUUUCGCGCUUACCAUGCUGUGAGGGCUGGAUAGGUAAGUUUUUACAUGCAGCGACUCCCGCCUGUCUUCCAAAACCUUUUGCAGAGGAACUUAAUUUAUAUUAGAUUAUGGUAAAAGCAUCACUAGAUGCAAUGAUCAUAAUUAUGAUGCAAUUUUAUUAUAAGAAAUAUCAAAGUAUAUCACUCUUGUCUCCGGCUAUGCACAGAUAAGACUCGUAAAUCUUAUAUUUAUUACUCUGGCCGGUUCCCAUAUUAGUUCUAUUUAUUUGUUAUGGUAAGUAAAAAGUUAAUAAUAAAAAAUAUAAAUCUUAUGUAAUAAGACUGCGCGAACCAGACAAAGUGUCGAAAGGCGGACCCAGGCUCCAAAGCGUUGUUGCGGAGGGUGCAACUGGGACAAUGUGAAAAUUAGAAAUUAAUAAUUAAUAAUAGAUGAUUUUUUUUCACGUUUUAAAAAAAUAUAUUUGUGUAAAAGACGUGUAUUACUGUCUAGGAAAAAUAAGUAAAAAAAUCUAGACAUAAAUUUACUAUACUUUUUUUGCAAUAAUGUGAGUGUUGUUUAUAAACUACAUUGCGCAUUCAUUGAUAUUUUGUGUCAGAUGGAUAAUGUUGUUUUAAAAAAAUUAAGGGUUAAGUAAUUGCUACAUAGAACUUGCUCAUGAAAAUAAUUCAUUGGUUUAUAGAUCUGUGGUUAAUGGUUUGUAAAAUAUUGACAUUACUGACAGUGACAUUUUAUUUGUUUUGAAAAAUUGAAUUAUCAUCUUCAGUUCAGUCAGCUUGCUUUUAUUUUUAUAAAAGUUUUAUAUUGCGGUUUCAUUAUUUAUAAAUUAAGCGGGGGUAGUUUAAAAUAUGGCUCAUCGAGAUACGGAAUUGUAUGCAGAGUUUUUAGACAGAUUGCAACGACAGGAACAUGUACCUGCUGCUUUGAAUGAGAUCAAAAAUUUAAUCCAGUUUAAACCUGCCAAUGAAGUCAUUCCUGCUAUUAGAAGUGCUGGGAUUACAAAAAUUGUUAAUUGCUUAAAUAUCAGUGAUGAAGCUCAAAUUGAUCUGACCUGUGAAGUUCUAAAGAUAUGUUUUGAUAAGUUUGACAUUGGAGAUGUAAUCAAGAGAUAUACUGGGCAUAUAAUGUAUCUACUACGACAUGAAAAACCUUGUGUUCGAAGGCUUGCAGUUGAUGAGGUUUACAAAUGUGUGACUUCUGACCCUGGCUUGUUACCUCUGCCUCAGUACAUAGACAUUUAUGUAGCUGUUGCACAAAUGGUUGCAGAUACUGAUAUUACAGUUGCAAAUAAGGCAAUAUUGAUCACCUCGAAUCUACCUUUUGAAGCCUAUCUCAAAGUAUUGAGUGAAAUGAAAAUUGCUUUAGAAUAUUCUGUUAGCAGUAAAUGUAAUGCCUUUGAGGUGGUAAUUAAUAUAUCUUGCAAAUCAGUUGAGCUUUUUAAAUUGUGUACGGAUUUGGGAUACCUUGAUUUUAUGAUAUCUGAAUUAAACUCUAAUGAUGUAUUGUAUCAAAUGAACAUACUGGAACUCCUAUCUAGCCUGGCUAUCAAAUCUCACGGCAUUAAUUAUCUUGUGAAAAAUGGCGCUAUUCAGAAGAUAGCAGAGAUGAUUGCAGAUUUACCCAACAAUCCCCUAGGCGGAUUAUUGACACCUGGUUACAUAAAAUUCUUUGGUUGUAUUGCUCACCACUAUCCAAAGGAUAUAUUUGAAAAGUACCCAGUACUAUUAGAUACUUUGUUUCAAGUUUUUGAAUCCGAAGACAAAGCUAUUUUACCCGUGGCAUUAGAUACUUUGGGUUUUGUAGGAGCUACCAUUGAAGGAAAAUUGUGUCUGGCAGCCCAAGGAGCUAAAUUUAUACAAACAGUUGAUAAGGUGGCACAAUUAAUAAGGAAUAGUCCUAAUGAAAUCAAAGUGAGGGCUUUGUAUUGUUUUGCCCAUCUUAUAAGCGUUGACAAUGACCCAAAUGCGCCUAAGAGUGGCCCCAUUGAUCAUAGAGUAACAUUAAUGACAAGGGAGUGGUUUAGAAGCCUAAGUUCGCGUCCACCAUCAAUGGAAACCUUGUUUGGUAUUUGCAAGAAUCCAUUUCCUGAUAUAAAAUUAGCCGCCUUCACAUUUUUGAAUGCUGUUUGUCAACAUCAAUGGGGUGAAGAAUUGGUAGCUCGGGAAGCAGGAUUUGUGGAAUAUUUAUUGGAUAGAUCUAUUGAUCAUACAAAACAAUCGAAAGAAGCCAAGUUUGAUGUUAUCAAAAGGCUUGCAAAUUCUCCAGCAUUUGAUCCAAAUAUUCUACAAAGACUACAAAGUUAUGUAGAGCAAGGUCCAUUUUAUUCAGACACAACUUUACAGGUUGCAAUGGAAGAAGGAGACUGAAAAACGUUUAUUUAAAAUACAUACUGUUUUAUUUUCUAUCAGAGCAUAAAUACAUUACCAAUAAAUUGAAAAACUUAAAUACAUAUUAUUUAUAACAAAAUAUCA
This is a messenger RNA of Amyelois transitella, 2565 nucleotides long. RefSeq names its product 26S proteasome non-ATPase regulatory subunit 5. The transcript is spliced from 7 exons. The coding region runs from base 943 to 2460 and encodes 505 amino acids. Gene Ontology annotation, biological process: proteasome assembly. Gene Ontology annotation, cellular component: cytosol. The record is from RefSeq and is a predicted model, not a curated record. NCBI's taxonomy places the organism in Eukaryota, Metazoa, Arthropoda, Insecta, Lepidoptera, Pyralidae.